This is a messenger RNA of Colletotrichum scovillei, 4683 nucleotides long. RefSeq lists its product as uncharacterized. Lineage: Eukaryota; Fungi; Ascomycota; Sordariomycetes; Glomerellales; Glomerellaceae. The transcript is spliced from 2 exons. Bases 1314 to 3281 code for a protein of 655 amino acids. The record is from RefSeq and is a predicted model, not a curated record.
GUCUCAGCCCGCCAAGUCGACAGAGAAAGAAAGAGAGAGAGAGAGAGAGACAAGCAUCAAGCAGAGAGCUCGCUUCCACGCUUCUUACCAAGGGACCGUCGGUCUCCGCAGUUGAAAGCGAUCCAAACAGUGCCUACGGAGUACACAUCCCAGCAACUUUUGUACUUGUUUGUCUUGCCAACUUGGAAGAAGAGAGAAGACGACGACAGGCCCCCUUUCUUUGCGGCUCGCCAGGCACCAUAUUCCCGUACAUCCCUUCCGCGCCGCUACUGCAGAUCCGGGGACUUGCUUCGCUUGUCCUGCCCGUCGUUUCUAUUUUUCUCGUUUCUUCUUUGAGGGUCGACUCGCCUCACAGCACUUACAAUAGAAGCACGAAGUAAGGUACACCUCAUCGCCAGCACAUCGAGCCAACCACUUCUCACUCCCUCGCUUUACUUCCCGCUCUCCACGAAUACACGCGAGCAAACAACUGGAGCAACGAGCAGCAAGAUACCCGUAUACGCUGCGUACCCACCGGGCAACACGCGCGAUAUUAGUAUCUCUUAUUCGCCCCUCUUCCUCUUCUUGCUCAUCUUUCUGCAAGACUGCGUCCACGUACAGCCCUCGCCGUCUUUAAUUCAAACGCCCCCAACCACCCUUCCUGCAGCUGCAGGUCGAUCACAUCUCGCUCAGAUUUCAUCCACCACCACCAACCACGCGAUACUCUUUACAGCGCUCUGCAUUCAAUAUUCACUUUUGCAUCGCCAAAUUCAUCAUUCUCACCAAAUCUCACUCGCGUUGUACGACAAACAAAAGAUUCACCACCAACACUCUCACCUACGCACCGCCGUGUACAAAUCGAAAGAGAGACAGAGAGAGAGACCGAGCCAAGUGAGAUUUAUCAGAUGAAGUAAAUCUUUUCCCUCAUUUAAGCUCAACCUUUUUACAAACUCUCUCCAUCACAACCCCGUUUUCCCGACCCACACCAGCUCUAGCCGUGACAUUUGACAGCGCCAGCUCCCUGGUCUCCCCCGUCGUCCACGGCAUUUGGCCCUUGAGUUGAGUAUCCAUAAGGCACAAGGGAAUACUCCGUACCGCGAGUCCCCUUCAAAGUGCGGGUGGGCUGUGAACCUCCCGCCUCACAUCACCUCUUGGCUCAGCCACCCUUUUCACUCACGCACCACACCACACCACCACAACAAACACUUAACCACCCGGGAAUCCUUCCGCCGACCUGCAUCGAGCCAGAUAUACUCACAACUACCUCCUCCUGCCCCUCUGCUUGGGCACACUUGAAGCGGAACAAAAAGAGUCUUCAUUCUUUUGAAAAAAAUAUGUCUACACAAGUUGAGGCUAGGUCUCUGGCCUCGCUCAAUUAUCUCGCCGCAAACCCCCCGCAAUAUCCUCACAGACCAGCCGAGCAACGUCAAGACCCCCUCACACUCUACAUCUCACGAGUGCCUGGCACGCGAGACGUCAUCUUGACAACCUCAAAACCGCAUCUCAAAAAUGUCACCAGCGAAGAUGUCGCAAACUCAUUUUACUACAUCCACCUGGAACUGCCCAGUGAUGGCAGCCACCCAUACCACCCAAACUUGGCGGCCGGAUCUCAGCAACCUCACCAUCUACGGAACCCGGACACGCCCAGGUCUAGCAUGGAUAGCACCCGCAGCACGGCUCAGAUCCGGAGGAAACCGGUCGCAGGCGCAAAGGUGCCUUCACCGCCAGCCGAUCCAGCCCGCGCUCAUCUGCCCCCUCAGACACAGGCUCAAACGCAGGCGCAACCUCCGACGCCAGGCUCACAUCCAGCGGCCGCCGGCAACCGCAACUCAGGCCUCUACGGCUACGGCACCGGGAAUGCGACGGGGUACGGCAUCGGCUACGGCACGGGCAACGACCCCCGCCAACCCCGGUGGACAGAGGACCGCCCGGAGCUUCCUCCGCGACCAACAUCCCACUCACCUCCGGCCCCUCCCGUACGCAAACCCGUCGGCCCGCGAGCCAUCCCGACCCCGGCACCCGACUACGACGCGCCCUUUGCCUCCAGACCUCCUCAGCCUCCUCCUCCUCCUACAGACCUCCACCGCGCUUCUCCCUCCCAGUCCCCGUCCCGUAUGCCGCCGCAGCAGGAACCCUCCUCGUCGCCGGCGCGUUCGCGUCGUUACUCCCGUCCGACCUCCGUCUACCGCCAACAAUCUCGCUCCCCCUCACCGAACCGCUUCCACAACACAAAGGAGGUCCCCUAUACCCUCUCCCUCAUCCGCCGCGACCCGAGCACGGGCAACCAGUGGAACGUGGGCCGCGUCGCCUCCCACCAGCUCGAGGACUCUGGCGACGACGGGUACGAGUACUUCUCCUUCGACUCGGCAGGUCUCUCGGCCCACGACCGCCGGCGCGCAAAUGCCCCUCAGCCUCCCAUCAACAUCCGCCUCGAGUCCUCGGGCUACGCAAAGUUCCGCCACAUGCCUCUGCGCCAGAGCGUGGACAUGCCACGGACAUCGACGACAACUGCUCCCCCUUUUGCAAACUCGGAAGACGCACUCAACCACCUGCAACAGCAACAGCAGCAGCAGCAGCAGUCUCCCGAGGGUGGCUUCUCACGGCAAGUCGUCAUGUCCUACGCCAAAUCCUGGUCCUCCAAUAUUCGCGAAAAGUUCAGCUCCCGGUCACGGUCAGGCAGCUUGAUGGACGAAGGCGACUCAGUCCCCUUUGGUUCACCGCCAGCGAGGUCUACUCACCGCCACUCACGCCAGUUGAGCGCACACUCGACGGGCUCCGUCUCUUCUAACGGAAGCGACUCGGGGCCCAUCAUCACCCAGCCGGGCCACGGUCUCCGGCCUCAGGGUUAUGUGUUUGUCUCGCCCUGGGACGGCCGCUGCGAGUUCCGUACGGGGAACGCCGGGCGUAGUGUCAAGUGCAGACACGUCCUCCCCACGGCCGGCGGACUGAGCAACCCGCUCGCGCCAUCGAGUUCGUCGUCGUACUCGGCCAGCGUGAGCGAGUUGCGGUUUAACUUGCCCAGCACGGAGAUUUUUAAACAGGAGGGCAAGAGAGAGCAGCUGAGCGGGCACUUUAGCCGGCUUCUCAACGUCGGCAACCGAACCGGUGAGUAUAGCGACGAUGACGAGCCGCCUAGCCCGUUUGAUCUGAAGCUCGGCAAGGAGAGGGCCGGGGGCGGCAACAGGGGGAAGAGGGCCAAGUUGGGCAAGCUGAUUAUCUACCCCGAGGGGCUGAAGAUGUUGGAUCUAGUCGUGGCCGCAAACAUGGGUGUUUGGUGGGGUGCUUGGGAGAAGACGUUUUGAUGAUGAUGAGAUUUGCGUAGAGGCGUAGGGAUGUAAAGGACGUGGCCAUGUCUAUGAUGAAGAAGACGUUGAAAGAAAGGAUAUCCUCACGGUAUCAAGCCGGGGAACCACAAAAGAAACGGAAGCAUGUCAUUUCAAAGGUCGCUGGCGUUGCUGAAGUUUGGCCCAUGAUAUCAGAGCAAGGCGUUGGUUGGAUUGCGUCUUGUCGCCAUGAAUGUCAACCCACGAGGUCACGCGUGAUGAACAACACUUGGUAGAGAGACAUUUGUUUAUAAAGCUGCACUAAUAAUCAUCUUCUCGAAAUUCAACCUAAACGCCCCGUCCCAACGUGAUGCGGAUCUACAUGACAUACAUGAAGAAGAAAAUGAUGUGAAACGCAAUGACAUUCUCGACGUGAUGCCUUUUGCGACACCAUCACACAAGAUCGGGGGCGACGGUGGUCAACAGACAAAGAAAAAGGGUUGCUUUUCGCGAGAGAGAUAUUUACACAAGUCUAACCGACCCCGACCUGUCUGUAGAAAUACACAACAUGCCAAGAUCACUGCUGCCGCGGCCCUUCAUUGUCCUGCGGCCGUCGUCCCCUCGCGUCCGCCUCGAUGUGUCCAUCCUUUAGGCAUUAAAGUUGCAAAAAGGCAAAAAGAAAAAGGUGUGAUUCCUCGACUUCUCGCUCUUCACCACGACCGUCCCCACCAAGCCCUCGACCAGAGAAAUUUCUUUCCUUCUUUCUUUCGUGAAGGUGAAGAAACCCAAUCUUAUCUGUAAGGGGCAUCGGCACGGAUAACGGCAGCCAGCUCGGGCUCCCACUUGUCACCGUUGGACAGCAGCUUCUCCUUGUUGUACAGCAACUCCUCGCGGGUCUCGGUGGCGUACUCGGCGUUGGGGGAUUCGACGAUGGCGUCGACGGGGCACGACUCUUGGCAGAAACCACAGUAGAUGCACUUGGUCAUGUCGAUAUCGUACUUUGUGGUGCGACGAGAGCCAUCGGCGCGCUCUUCGGCCUCGAUGGUGAUGGCCUGGGCAGGGCAAAUGGCCUCGCAAAGUUUGCAGGCGAUACAGCGCUCCUCACCGGAAGGGUAGCGGCGGAGGGCGUGCUCGCCACGGAAGCGGGGGGAGAUGGGACCCUAAAGAGAAAUUCCUGUUAGCCGGCUUGCUCUCCGAUGUGCCUGUUCUGUCGCAAGCAGUAGUCCCCUCUUCGUCAUUCUGUGUUCGUGGUUUCGUGCGCGGUGACAGCGGGCGAUGCGUGGCCUCUUCAUCUCGGCAAUGGUCCGGCUCUUCCUGCGUUUCCCCGUAUGGGCCACCCCAUUAUCCACCUCUGAUGCUCAAUUCCUCCAUUAUGUCUUCCGGUAUGGUCGCCAAUGUCGAGAAAAAUGGGUUGCUCACCUUCUCAAAGGGGUAGUAAAUG